ACCAGUGGCUACCAGUACUGCCCAGUGCUGCGCAGUGACGCUCAGGGCAGAGCAGUGCUGCCCAGGCAUCCCAGUGCUGCCCAGUACUAACCAGUUCUAACCAGUCCUGCACCUCAUUGCACAGUGAUGCCCAGUAUUGCCCAGUACUAACCACUUCUAACCAGUCCUACACCAUAUUGCCCAGUGCUGCCCAGUACUGCCCAGUACUAACCACUUCUAACCAGUCCUGCACCAUAUCACCCGGUGGUCCCCAGUACUAACCAGUACUAACCAGUUCUGCACCACAUUGCACAGUGAUGUCCAGUAUUGCCCAGUACUAGCCAGUACUGACCAGUCCUGCACCAUAUUGCCCAGUGCUGCCCAGUACUCACCAGUCCUGCACUGUAUUGCCCAAUGUUGCGCAGGACUGUCCAGUGCUGCCCAGUGCUGCCCGGGCAUCCCAGUGCUGCCCAGUGCUGCCCAGUACUAACCAGUUCAAACCACUCCUGCACCAUAUUGCCCAGUGCUGCCCAGUAUUGCUCAGUGCUGCCCAGUACUAACCAAUUCAAACCAGUCCUGCACCAUAUUGCCCAAUUCUUCCCAGUAUUGCCCAGGCAUCCCAGUGCUGCCCAGUGCUGCCCAGUGCCCCAGCCCCUCUCGGGCACCAGGAGGGUCUCACAGCGUGUCAGCAGCCCCCAGCCCUCCCCUGUCCCCAGCCCUGGUCACUGCACCCAGAGGAGCCCCCAGGGGCUCCCCCCGUGCUCCCAGCCCCUCCGCCCUCUCCCCAGCUGCCGAGCUGGCCCAGCGCCCGUCACGGCCCGCCACCAUCCCCCCGAUAAGCAGCCGAGCCCGUCCCAGGGUCAAGGGGACGCUGCCGGGCGGGUAUAAAGGAGCGGGGGCCGCUCAGCCCCGCAGCCGCCCCACCAUGCUGCCGCUGGCCGCCCUGCUGCUGUGCCUGGCCCUGCUGUGCGCCUGGGGGCUGGCACGCCGGCGGGGUCCCACGGGGACGGGGACGGGGCGGCUGCGGAGCCUGCCAGCCCUGCCGCUGGUGGGGAGCUUGCUGCAGCUGGCCGGGCACCCCCAGCUCCACCUGCGGCUCUGGCGCCUGCAGGGCCGCUACGGCAGCCUCUACGGGCUCUGGAUGGGCUCCCACUACGUGGUGGUGGUCAACAGCUACCAGCACGCCAGGGAGGUGCUGCUGAAGAAGGGGAAGGCUUUCGCCGGACGGCCCCGCACCGUGACCACGGACCUGCUGUCCCGGGGGGGCAAGGACAUCGCCUUCGCCAGCUACGGCCCCCUCUGGAAGUUCCAGCGCAAGCUGGUGCACGCCGCCCUCUCCAUGUUCGGGGAGGGCUCGCUCGCCCUCGAGAAGAUCAUCUGCCAGGAGGCCGCGUCCCUAUGCGAGACGCUCAGCGCCGCGCAGGAUGCAGCCUUGGACAUGGCCCCGGAGCUCACGCGAGCCGUCACCAACGUGGUCUGCUCCCUCUGCUUCAACUCCUCCUACCGGCGCGGGGACCCCGAGUUCGAGGCCAUGCUGGAGUACAGCCAGGGCAUCGUGGACACCGUGGCCAAGGAGAGCUUGGUGGACAUCUUCCCCUGGCUCCAGAUCUUCCCCAACAAGGACUUGGCCCUGCUGAAGAAGUGCCUCAAGGUCAGGGACGAGCUGCUCCAGCAGAAGUUCACCGAACACAAGGAAGCCUUCUGUGGGGACAGCGUGAGGGACCUCAUGGAUGCCCUCCUGCAAGUGAGGCUCAGCGCCGAGAACAACAGCCCGCCGGCACCGGGGCUGGAGCUGACAGACGACCACCUCCUCAUGACGGUGGGGGACAUCUUUGGGGCUGGCGUGGAGACCACCACGACCGUGCUCAAGUGGACUGUGCUCUACCUCCUCCACUACCCUGAGGUCCAGAGGAGGAUCCAGGAGGAGAUGGACCAGAAAAUCGGCCUGGCCCGUCACCCCCACCUCAGCGACCGCCCGCUGCUGCCCUACCUGGAGGCCACCAUCAGCGAAGUGCUGCGCAUCCGGCCCGUGUCCCCCCUGCUCAUCCCACACGUGUCCCUCACCGACACCAGCAUCGGGGAGUACGCCAUCCCCAAGGGCGCCAGGGUCGUCAUCAACCUCUGGUCCGUGCACCACGACGAGAAGGAGUGGGACAAGCCCGAGGAGUUCAACCCUGGCCGCUUCCUGGACGAGCAGGGCCAGCACAUCCACUCGCCCUCGCCCAGCUACCUGCCCUUCGGGGCCGGGAUCCGCGUGUGCCUGGGCGAAGUCCUGGCCAAGAUGGAGCUGUUUCUCUUCCUGGCCUGGGUGCUGCAGAGGUUCACGCUCGAGUGCCCCCAGGACCAGCCCCUGCCCUCACUGGAGGGCAAGUUCGGCGUCGUGCUGCAGGUGCAGAAGUUUCGGGUGAAGGCCAGGCUGCGGGAGGCCUGGAGGGCGGCCUCGUGACGGGGACACCCCACAUCCCGUGCGAUGGUGGGGUGGGGUGGGUGGAUGCCACAGAGCCCUCACCCUGCCUGCCUGGUGGAUGUGAGGCUGCCUGAAUAAAGCUGUUCCCAACCCA
This is a messenger RNA of Cygnus olor (mute swan), 2540 nucleotides long. RefSeq names its product steroid 17-alpha-hydroxylase/17,20 lyase. Gene Ontology annotation, biological process: hormone biosynthetic process; progesterone metabolic process. The coding region runs from base 905 to 2425 and encodes 506 amino acids. The record is from RefSeq and is a predicted model, not a curated record. Lineage: Eukaryota; Metazoa; Chordata; Aves; Anseriformes; Anatidae. Gene Ontology annotation, molecular function: heme binding; iron ion binding; steroid 17-alpha-monooxygenase activity. The transcript is spliced from 8 exons.